AUGUGGCGCCGAGUGACCCAGCAGCCGCAGCAGCUUAUGCUGUUGCGGGGCGAGCCGAGUUUGGCAUGGCGUGGGCGCAUGCGUGAGGCACUAUUGAACCAUGUCCGGACCAAGAGUGACAAGCGGUCUGGAAUGAAUGAAACGCUUGCCAAGCCUGCCGCUAGCUCAAGCGCAAAGUCUGCCACCGCCUCGACACCAGCGGCAGCCACGACAAUCAUUUUUACCGAUGUGGCUACCGAUUCGGCUCACAAGCCGCACAACAGCGAUUUGGUGCCGCAACCGACCACUGACGCCAUCUCACGGCUGGGCCGCAUUGCCAUGCGAGUGCGCUCGGACCAUCGUGGAUCUCGACGUACGCCAGUCGCCGCCUCGCUCUCGCAUGCACUUGCCCAGUGCCGUGUGUUGCCGCACGCGUCGAAAGUAUCUCACCGCUGGCUGGUUCUUUCCCCUCACGCUCUCGCGCAUCUUGUGGCUCAAACGCUGCACCACCGCUCGACUGGUGCCCCCGCCAAACCACCAGUCGAAGCAGAGAAGCCCGCUACAGCCGUUGCUAGCGAGACGCUACCGCGCCAACAGCGAGAUCCUGACAAGAUUGAUCUGGUCGAUCUAGAGACCCAGAUCCCAGAGGAUUGGUCGCGCAUUCGUGAUGCCAACCGAGCAUUGCGUAUGGCCAUUCCCACCAAACUCAAUCAACAGCAACCUGCCUCCACUCAGACCACUCUGAUGUUGUCCUUGCUGGGCAAUCUGACCAUUGCGGGCGCCAAAUUUUACGCCUACUCGCGCACGGGCCACUCGGCCAUGUUUUCCGAAGCCGUGCACACGCUUGUGGACGUUGGAAACCAGGCCAUUCUGGGCUGGGGUCUACGAGAAGCGGAGCGCUCUCCCGAUCGUAGCUAUCAGUACGGCUAUGGUCGUGCUGCAUUCUUCUAUUCUUUGCUCACAGCGCUUAGCACCUUUGGCUUUGGUGCCAUGUACACGUUCUAUCAGGGAACAACGGUGCUUCUUGCCCCGCCUGAAGAGCUGCAAACGUUACCCGAGACUUGGGCUAUCCUUGGAGCCGGACUGCUCGUGGAUGGCUUUGUGCUCAAGACAGCCCUUAAGAACACCCGCGAGCGCGCCCAAGCUGCAAACAUGACCGUCAAGCAGUGGAUUCUAUCGUUCAAGGACCCUUUUACAGUUGCCGUGGUCUUUGAGGACAGCGCAGCCGUUGGAGGUGUUUUGAUUGCCGCGCUCGGCAUUGGCCUUACCCAAGCCACCGGCAAUCCAGUGUACGAUGGCAUCGCCACGCUGUGCAUCAGCGGACUUUUGGGCACGGUGGCCAUCAAGCUGAUUCAACUCAACCACAGCUUUAUUCUGGGUCGAGCUGAGGUUGACUUUGAUGGCACUUGGCUGGCUGCCCAGCUCUUCCAGCAGUAUGAGGAUGCCUUCAUGUCGUCCUUUGCGGAAGGGGAGGACGGCUUUCGCAAGGCUGAGAUUCGCCAGGCGCACCCUGAGGCGGCGUACGUGGAAAUUGUUCCAGAUAGCUCUCAAAACACAUUAUCAGCGCUCAAGGCUAUGCUGCAGCGCAAGCUAACGCGUCAGGCCGAAGAGCUUCAGUCGCAGCUCACGCAUCACUCUGUCUCUGCGCCAUGGACUUUUGGUGCGAAUAGCGUUUAUGUCUCCAUGGGCCAGUUUGAAAAGGCCAUUCCCCAGUUUCAGACCUGUCUGCGCCACCGUGAAAUCAUGUCAGGUGCCGACAGCAUUCCCGUUGCGGCCGUACUGGAUCGUCUUGCGCGCUGUUAUCUGGUCCUUGGCGAUACCGGCAAGGCCGCCAACGUCAUCAAUCGCAGCCGCAAUAUCCUGGCCUCUAUCAAGUGGGCUGAUGCUACCUUGGCCGAGAAGAAUUUGUUGGCGUAUACCUAUGAUAAGCUGGCCAAAGUACUUGCCUUGUCGAACCAGCGUUUUGAGGCAAUGCAGGCCUUGGAGGAAGCAGCAGCCAUCAAGGCUCAGCAGGCUGGCAGCCGCCUAGUGGACCUGGAACUGAGUGAUACGCUGUACAAUUUGGGCAACCUACAGCUGAAGGACGCGUGA
Molecule: messenger RNA, 2070 nt
Organism: Monosiga brevicollis MX1
Lineage: Eukaryota; Choanoflagellata; Craspedida; Salpingoecidae
Exons: 15
Coding region: 1-2070 (689 amino acids)
Biological process (GO): transmembrane transport; zinc ion transport
Cellular component (GO): membrane
Molecular function (GO): protein binding; monoatomic cation transmembrane transporter activity
Source: RefSeq, a predicted model, not a curated record